Molecule: messenger RNA, 1758 nt
Organism: Diplodia corticola
Lineage: Eukaryota; Fungi; Ascomycota; Dothideomycetes; Botryosphaeriales; Botryosphaeriaceae
Product: mitochondrial chaperone bcs1 protein
Exons: 1
Coding region: 1-1758 (585 amino acids)
Biological process (GO): mitochondrial respiratory chain complex III assembly; protein insertion into mitochondrial inner membrane from matrix
Cellular component (GO): mitochondrial inner membrane
Molecular function (GO): ATP hydrolysis activity; ATP binding
Source: RefSeq, a predicted model, not a curated record
AUGGACUUCAAGAAACUCCGCGGUGUCUUGGACUCACAGAGUGAGCCCCUCAAUGGCACCGCUACCAAUCUUACGGAGCUGCCCAGCAACAUCUUGGAAGCCUUCAUUCCGGGCUACAGUCUGAUAUCAAGGUUCAUCUUCGACGCAUUCGGAUUUGAUAUCGGCGUGCUCGUUUCCAUUGGCCUUUUGGCCUUUGCGGUCGUUACGUCCGUCACAUAUAUUUGGGUCAAGGCUUUCUCUUUAUUCCAAAAUUGCUACAUGUCGAAUGUUUACAUCGACGACUCGGACGAUCUUUACGACUCGGUCCUGGAAUGGAUUGCCGACCAACGCAUGUCUAAGGUUUCUAGAUCCAUCAAAGCAGUAACUCGUUAUGGCAUGUCCGGCAUAGAAUCCGAAGAGGCUACCGACGGCGCCAUGGACGAGCAGGGAAUCUUUAACUACGGAAAGUGGUCUGCCAAGAUUCCUCCUCGUUAUGAACCAUACUUUGGCAGCCACCACUUCUUCCACGACGGCGGACUGUACAUGUUCGAUCGGUCACGAAGAGAAGUGGCGCCCAAUCCAUUUCAACCGAGCCGCAGGGACGAAGAACUUAUCAAGCUCUCUUGCAUUGGUCGCAGCACCUUGCCUAUCAAGACGCUCCUUGAUCACAUCAAAUUCUGGUCAAUCGACAAGGAGACGGCAAUGACGGUCAUCCGCCGGCCUGCCAGCAAGGAUCGGUCAAGAUACGCCGGUGCCUGGGAUCGUCUCAGGGCCAAACCGUCUCGGCCAAUGGACACCGUGGCUUUGGAUCCAUCUCAGAAGGAGAAGAUCAUUGCCGAUAUCAAUGAAUACUUGCAUCCUUCCAGCCCGCGCUGGUAUGCCACGCGUGGAAUCCCUUACCGUCGAGGGUACUUGUUCCACGGACCCCCCGGUGUUGGCAAGACAAGCUUGGCUUACGCUCUGGCCGGCAUUUUCGGACUUGACAUCUACAAUAUCUCCUUGCUUGAACCGACCCUGACAGAGUCCGAUUUGAAUCGUCUGUUCAACAAUCUUCCGCAGCGCUGCAUCGUCCUCCUAGAAGAUAUCGAUAGUGCUGGUCUCCUCCGUGAUGAGAAGAGCGACCAAGAGGAGGCGGCGAACCCCAACAAGAAGAAAGAGGAGUUCAGCGCAGAGUCGCUUGCCAAAGCCCUCACGACAGCAAACCGCAAGCAGAAGCAAGCCGACGAUAACAAGCAAGGCAUUUCCCUCUCUGGGCUCCUCAACGCCAUUGAUGGUGUCGCUACACACGAAGGCCGCGUCCUCGUCAUGACAACCAACCACCCGGAAAAGCUCGACGAUGCGCUGAUCCGACCUGGCCGUGUCGAUAUGCAGGUCGAAUUCAGCCUGGCGACGCACGAGCAGAUGCGCGAUAUCUUCAUUCGUAUGUACUCGCCCGAUGAAGACAGCCAGCCAAACAAAAACGCCAGUCGGCGCCUCAACAGCAAUUCACACACCAAGGCUAGUCUCAAUGGCGCAGCUAAAGCACCUAGUGACGAGAAGGUCAUACCAAAGCUCCCCACCUCGGUCGCUCUCCCUGCUCUCUCUAAAGACGAACUCUGCCGCAUGGCGGAGAAAUUCAUGGGACAUAUGCCUGAAGGCAAGCUGUCACCGGCUGAGGUGCAGAAUUUCUUGCUUACACGCAAGAAAGAGCCAGAGCGGGCGUUGGCAGAGGUGGACGAAUGGUGCAAGGCUUUGUUAGAGGCAAAGGAGAAGAAGGAGAAGGUUGUCAGGGUACAGUGA